Molecule: messenger RNA, 4327 nt
Organism: Periophthalmus magnuspinnatus
Lineage: Eukaryota; Metazoa; Chordata; Actinopteri; Gobiiformes; Gobiidae
Gene: rab35b
Product: RAB35, member RAS oncogene family b
Exons: 6
Coding region: 302-907 (201 amino acids)
Biological process (GO): endocytic recycling
Cellular component (GO): endosome membrane; plasma membrane
Molecular function (GO): GTP binding; GTPase activity
Source: RefSeq, a predicted model, not a curated record
GCCGGAGUCUGCGCAGUGAGGUCGGAUCAUAGUUGGGUGCAGGCAGUUACACAGAAGCAGGAGGAAGCGGAGUUUCCGGCUGUUUGCAGCGCACACGGAGGACCGCUGACGCCGCGAAACCCGACACAAACGCCGCCGGUCCGGGGGGGCUCCACGUCCAACGUCGGUGCGGUCGUCUGCUUUAACACUGGGGGAUCUGGGGGUUUGUGUUGAGCAUUAUAGACCGACCUGUAAUUGAGAGCCAAAGCGGACAAACGAGCGGUACAAGGCGGGCGUGAGCCACCACCAGCUACCGGCGGCAAUGGCCAGGGACUACGAUUACCUCUUCAAGCUGCUCAUCAUCGGUGACAGCGGAGUGGGAAAAAGCAGUCUCCUUCUGCGAUUUGCAGACAACACAUUUUCAGGUAGCUAUAUCACCACUAUCGGGGUUGACUUUAAGAUCCGGACUGUGGAGAUCAACGGAGAGAAGGUCAAGCUUCAGAUCUGGGACACAGCGGGGCAGGAGCGCUUCCGAACCAUCACCUCCACAUAUUACCGGGGCACACAUGGGGUUAUAGUGGUAUACGACGUCACCAGUGCAGAGUCCUUUGUGAACGUCAAACGAUGGCUUCAUGAAAUAAACCAGAACUGUGAUGACGUGUGCCGAAUAUUAGUGGGGAACAAAAACGACGACCCAAACUCUAAAGUGGUGGAGACGACAGACGCGCAGAAGUUUGCAGAGCAGAUGGGCAUCAGCCUGUUUGAGACCAGCGCGAAAGAAAACAUAAACGUGGAAGAGAUGUUUAACUGCAUCACAGAGCUGGUGCUCAAAGCUAAGAAGGACGUGCUUGCCCGACAGCAGCAGCAGCAACAGAACGACGUGGUGCGACUCACCCGAAACAGUAAACGAAAGAAAAAGUGCUGCUAGCAAACUCCCCGCUAACUUGCAUUUUUGUCAUCGACCCACAUGCAUUUUACACCCAUGGGACUCAGAGCAUCUAAAUUAAAGAUAAAGUUUAAUAAAUAUACAGUUUAAAAAUGGAAAAUGUCCCCUUUGGACUAAUCAUGAAGACUUUAAAGUGUACAGAUUUUAUUAGACAUCAAAGCGAGUUUUAUUUGAAUUUCAGCUGAUGGGCACUAUCGCAUAUAUAUCGAGGUCCUUGUUUGUCCAAGGGUCUGGAGCUUAUAACUGACGCCAUGUUGCAUUCACUGUCCCAUCGCCGCUUUCUUCCUCCUACUCAUCCUCCUCUUCCUCCUCUCCACUGCACACGGGACAUUCAGAGCCAAAACCUCUGCGUCUUCGAGAAGGAGGACUAAUUUUUGUGGAUCUAUUUUUCUGUGGUAAUUUUUUUUUUUCUUCUCAGAGAUUCUUUGAAGGGUUGUUAGUUUGAAAGAAGUUUGUGAUCAGAGGUUUUAGACAUCCGUGUUGCCACCUCAAUGCAUUUUAAUAUGGAAUUAAAAUCACAACAUAUAAUAAUAGUGACAAACUAACCCGCAAGUGGACAGAAUUGCUGACAUGUAGGUUUUUAACUGUCUAUAUAUUGCCAAGCUCCCCACCUUGUACCCUCUAACCUCCACUAGUGCUGAGCCAACAACGUAAUCUGUUUUAUUCUAUCAUUUUUAAAGUGCAACACAGCAGUGGAACUUUGGUGAUGUCCCGCUUUAACCACCAAAGUUCACUGUGGUCUUACGUGCUUUUAACUCCUGAUUCCUCUCAUUUUUAAUACAUGAAUACUGCCAAUAUUAUUAAUAUUAUUAUUAUUAAGAGUACAUGCUCUCAUUGGACUGUUGCCAUAGCGCCCCCAGGUGUUUGGGGGUAUGACUGUUGAAGUGCUCAGGGCUGCCCUCCCUCUUCCACUCUUCUCUCUGAUGGUGUUUCUCUCGCAGCCACAGACAUCCAUGUCCCAGGACCAUCUCCACAUUUAUUGCACAUGCAGACUGUAUAAAAAAAUGUAUGGUUUAUUUAUGCUAGCUUCUGAUGGACAGCCAUUUUGUUAAUAUUUACUUUUUUGGGCAUGCUACCUCUAUAUUCAUUUUCAAAACUACCUGGUGCAGCUUGUUUUUGAAGUCCAUGCACCAUCUCCAAUUUGGUGAUGAUCAUUUCAAUUUUAUAGAGGCAUUGCUAAAAUUAGAUAUAAUACUUUUUUGACAUGGUUCAGAUAUCAAAUGUUCAACUGAAAAGUGUUUCAAAAGAUAUUUUUCCAUAAAAAAACAAUUAAAAUCCAAUUAAAAGGUGUUUCUAAAAAUAUUUCUUUCAAUGAACAGUAUCACUUGAGAUAGCUAUAUUCUCUUACGAAAGAUCUAGCAUUCAACCCCAAAUUCUCCAACUAAUACUGUAUACUAUAUUAGCAAUUAGUCUGGAUUGAUUACUGUUUUAAGAUGACUGAUGGAAGCUGAACCUGAAACUUGUAAGUGUACAGAAAGCACGUUGCAUGGAUUGUCAUCAUAAAGCACUUUAAUGAGAUGUGGCUCUAAAUGUUUAAAUACAUUGUCUUUGCUUUAAUGCAUUAAUAGAGCAAUAAUGUAAAAAACAGGAAAAGAUUAUCCAAAUUAUUUUUUUACCUUGAUAUUGACUUAUAUUUUCUAUAAAUAAAUCAUAUUAUAAAGACUGGAGCCAAGCUUCUCUUAUGUGCAAGGAUUUGUCUGGUCGUAUGGGAUCCUGGAGAUGUGAGUAAAUGGUGCCAAAUUAGUUAAACGGCAUGUUGCAAUGUAUGAUCACCAGUCUACUUGAAAAUGGGUGUUUUUAAAUAGGAAUACUUGUACCCAGCAGUCCUCUAUUAAUGUUAGAUUUGCAAACUAGAACAGACAAAAAUAUUGAUCAAUCAAUCAAUGGCACAAUCUUAAAUGUAAAUCUUUAUACAUUUACUUUCUUUCAAAGUUGAAUAUCCCAGGAGCUAUGUUGUUACCUUUGUACAUACGUUAGACUUUUAACCAUAACCAACUUAAAAUUUAAAUAAAUUAGCACUUUGACAUCUCUCUAAAAGUUACACUUUGUGUCCUACAAUGACCAAUAAUCAGAUUUAGAGUGUCUAAAUUAUAUUAAUUGGAAAAAAUGUUGCUGUUAAUCUCUGUUGGAUAAUUAGUUGGUAUUUGAUGAGUGAAACGUCCAUCUUUUUAUACAGUCUACAGAAUAGUGUGCCCCACUUCACGUCAAGAUGUUUUGACGUAAUUUUGGUUUUGUGCAUGAAAAGGAUUUGUUAAAUUUCUGAUCAAAGCAUUUUUGAGGUGUAAUUUCCUUUCUUUUGGUCCUGGUUUGCCUAUACAUGUUACUGUACAACUGACACGUUACUGGACAUUGUGUUUCAUUGAAAACCAUGGGACUUUGUGAACAAAUGAACUUAUUCACAAUACAUCUCUUUUUGCUGACAUUUAAACAUGUAUUUUUGAUUUGGGAGAGCAAGUGAAAGGAAAAGUUGGAUUCUUUACUUCCACACUUUGUCCAAAAGCAGUGGUGGACAAUUGCUAUCUAAAGUCAUUCAACUUUAUCAUUUCUAUUCAUUACGUGUUUGUAUAUAUAAAUAUAUUUGUGUGUUAAUAUUCAGUAUGAGACCUGCACAUGGAGAGCAUUUGACUGCGCGGGGUCUGAGAUUGGUGCAAAUGGGGCUGUAUACAGUAGUUCCAAUUAUAAAUGUAUUCUCUGUCAGCAUUUGCAGAUGACUACAGCCACCUAGUAUUAAAUAAAACAUUUUAAUUGUCAAAAUUCAUUAGGAUAAAAAUAUUCAGAUAAUUUAUAUAUUAUACAUAUUUCUAUGCAAUUUAAAAGGUGUUGACUUUAUAUGGAUACAGUAUAAUGGGGAAGAGAUCAUUUCUGAAGGAAAUAUUGUCAGAAAAAAGGUUGACUUAAUUGUAUUUUUUUUCAGUCUUCAAACUCAAUGUAUUAAAUUUUAUAUCUUAAAGUAAGUACAAUCACACCUAUACAAAUGCUGCCAGAGAUUACGUUAAACUAACCAUAAACUGAGUUAAAAUAUACACAAUUUGACAUUCAAUUUUGAAUUCUUAGCUGCCCUCAUCUCGACUUUGAACUACAUGUUAUACACUUUGAACUAACAUUAGCCUGUUGUACAACUACUGCUUACAGCCUUACCGGUAUUUCAAUACAGACUAUAAGGAGCAGUAUGUGCAAUGUUGGAAAUCCACUCAGCUGUGGUCUGCUGUACACUGGAAGUACUUUUCAUUCCCCCACAUGAGUUUAAUCAGUAAUAAAUAAAUAAUAUACACUUUAAAGGAACAAUAUCGGACAUGUGACCAUCUCAUCUGUCAGUGGCUUGGUCUUAACUUCGUUUGCAAACCUGUGUCUUUCUGUUUAUUUGCUUUUUCUGUGAAUAAAGAUUAUAUGGGAGGAACUGUG